AAUUCAAAUGCAUUGGUAAAUGCAUAUAGUUUUUAUUAUAAUUCAUUGUUGCCUUAUGCCUUGCCUCGGUUGAUUUUGUUUUAUUAGGUCUAAAGGUGAAGUGCAAACAACAUUCUUAUGCCAUGAAGGAUUCAUGGGCACUCUGGGUGCAUUUUGGAGCUAUGAAAAUAUGGGAAUUCAUGACUUGGCAGCCAAUGAUUUCAUAAAAGAAGUAUUGCUAUCCGCCCCUUAUAUGAUAGGGAAAGCUCAGGUUUCACCCACAAUGAACUUAAACAUGAAGAAUGAAUCAAGUCUGAAAGAAGAGGUGAAAAGACUAAGGCAUAAUAAUGCGGAGCUCAGAGCUGAACUCGAAAGACUGAAGCAAGAAAACAUUGAGCUCAAAUCUGCACUGUCUAAGUUGCAGAUUAAGAAUAAAUCGCAAUAGGAACAUGAAGGUAAUAGUUCUACUUAAAUAAUUUUACUGCAAGAACGAAUCAAUAGGUCAAGAAAUUUACUUCAGUAUGUUUUUUUCCUGAUCUUCUUUUUUAAUAAUUAUGUAUAAUUAUUAUCUUACAUUUCGUUUGGGACGGCUUUCUUACUGCUUUUUAAAGUAGUUUCUUAGUACAAAAAUUUUAAUUUUUGUACUAAAAUUUUAUUUUAAGAAGCAGUAAGAAAGCUGUCCAAACGAAGCCGUGGCUCUAAAGGCUUUCAAGUGUUGAAUAAGAGAAUUUACGUGAGGCAGAAAAUUUAUUUUGUA
Dendrobium catenatum is the source of this 736-nucleotide messenger RNA. RefSeq names its product pantothenate kinase 1-like. The coding region runs from base 134 to 424 and encodes 96 amino acids. Lineage: Eukaryota; Viridiplantae; Streptophyta; Magnoliopsida; Asparagales; Orchidaceae. The transcript has 2 exons. The record is from RefSeq and is a predicted model, not a curated record.